UCCCCUUUUUAUAUACUCCCGACCAGCGAUAGCAGGAGGUCAUGGCUGUCGGUUCCUGCCCGCACCUCUCUGCGGGAUCAUAAAGAGUCUGGGGGCUAAGAAAAGAUGCUCUCUGGAGGUCACCCAGCCCAUCCCCUGCCCUCAAGUUCCGCGACACCUGCAGGGUCAUGCUGCGAGAGGGAGCUCCGAGGAAGCCUUUUAGACUCCCGCGCUCCAGGUGUCUCACACUCACCGCAGUGCAGAGGAUAGAGCCCCGGGCUUCUGGACGCUUGGGUUCUAGCCCCGGAUAAUUGGCAGUUUGACCUUGGGCGAAGCAGCUCGUCUCUGGGGGCUUCAGGUUCCUCUUCUACAGAACGAGGGGAAGGAGUAGACUACCUUUAAGCUCCAGUGCUAACGUUCUGCAGUUUGAAAACCUUUUCUCCGAUUCCCUUCAUACGUCUUAUGUGAGCCCCACUGCAGUCCUUCACUUCCUGUCGUCCGAGCAGAUGAAGAGCGACGAAGCUCGCCGUCCUGGCACCGGGGUGAUGAGCCCGCAGUGACGUGGAAGUGGCUUUCAAAGGGAUUCUUUCAGGAGCCACAGCUAACAAAGCCUCCCAGAGCAGGACCCGGGCACUGCAAAGCCACAGCUCUCCAGAGUGCAAGGAGGAGCCUGAGCCCCUAUCCCCUGAGCUGGAAUACAUCCCCAGAAAGAGGGGCAAGAACCCCAUGAAAGCUGUGGGACUAGCCUGGUACAGCCUGUACACCCGCACCUGGCUCGGGUACCUCUUCUACCGCCAGCAGCUGCGCAGGGCUCGGAAUCGCUACCCCAAAGGCCACUCCAGAACCCAGGCCCGCCUCUUCAACGGAGUGAAGGUGCUUCCCAUCCCCGUCCUCUCAGACAACUACAGCUACCUCAUCAUCGACACCCAGGCCCGGCUGGCUGUGGCUGUGGACCCCUCUGACCCUCAGGCCGUGCAGGCUUCCAUCGAAAAGGAGGGUGUUAAUUUGGUUGCCAUCCUCUGCACCCACAAGCACUGGGACCACAGUGGAGGGAACCGUGACCUCAGCCGGCGGCACCAGGACUGUCGGGUGUAUGGGAGCCCUCAGGACGGCAUCCCCUACCUCACCCAUCCCUUGUGUCAUCAAGAUGUGGUUAGCGUGGGACGGCUUCAGAUCCGGGCUCUGGCCACCCCUGGCCACACGCAAGGCCAUCUGGUCUACCUGCUGGACGGGGAGCCCUACAAGGGUCCCUCCUGCCUCUUCUCAGGGGACCUGCUCUUCCUCUCUGGCUGUGGACGGACCUUUGAGGGUACCGCAGAGACCAUGCUGAGCUCCCUGGACACGGUGCUGGGGCUGGAGGAUGACACUCUGCUGUGGCCUGGUCAUGAGUAUGCGGAAGAGAACCUGGGCUUUGCGGGUGUGGUGGAGCCCGAGAACCUGGCCCGGGAGAGGAAGAUGCAGUGGGUCCAGAGGCAGCGAAUGGAGCGCAAGAGCACGUGCCCGUCCACCCUGGGAGAGGAGCGCUCCUACAACCCAUUCCUGAGGACCCACUGCCUGGUGCUGCAGGAGGCUCUGGGGCCAGGCCCAGGCCCCACUGGGGAUGACGGCUACUCCCGGGCCCAGCUCCUGGAGAAGCUCCGGCAGCUGAAAGACCUGCACAAGAGCAAGUGACAGCCCCUCCCCGGCGCAGCCCACCCCGCACGGCAGGGAGGCCACCUGUCUCGUCGCCCGCACCACACCAUCCCUCUCAUCACUACCACCACCACCUCCAUCGGCGCCCACAGGGGGCAUCAGUCCCCAACACUGUCGGAGGAGGAACAAGGUGACGAGGCCAUGAGAGCCAGAGGCUGGAGGCUGGUCAAAGGCAUGGAGACCCCAGGGGGUGAGGCUGAGGGAAGGGGAGCCUUGGGACACCUCCAGACCCAGCUGGGAGGGUGCCUCCUCCCCUGUCCUGCUCCUGCCAGCGAGGACAUGGAGAGUGCCAGUCACCCCUCCCUCAGGACGCCUCACUCUCCCUGUAGCCCCUGAACCCAGGGCAGCCGGAGCCUCCAACAGGUUGAGUCCCCUUCCCCCUUCUCCCACACAGGGUUGGGAAGCACAGGCCCCCUUAGUGGCCUGAGGUGUGGUGCCUUGGAAAAGUGGUCACUCGGGGAGGUGGCUGGGCUCGGGUGUCCUGAGGCACCGGCCCUCCUCCCCACGCCUCCCCGCCUCCCAAAGGCAUUUUUCGAACAGAGCCAUUUCUGGGAAAGACGAAAGGGCUGGAAGUCUGCAUGUCUGGACAGUCUGGGCCUCAGCGCCUCCCCUACGGCCUGGAAGACGGAGGCUCCUGGUUGCCACAGACGGGACCGAGGUGACAGGCUGAGGAGACACCAGGAGCUGGGACUGCAGCCCCAUAGGCUCCCUGCAUAGCUGGCCUCUGCCCUUGCCUGGCGCCCAGAGGACUCCCCUUGCCAGGAGAGAGAGAGAGAGAGAGAGAGAGAGAGAGAGAGAGAGAGAGAGCCGUCCUCCCCGGCCAGAGCGGUCUUCUCCUGAUGGCCCUCGUCCUUAGGAACAUCUGCCUUGUUCUAACUCCUGCUUUAUCCUCGGUCCCUCUCCUCUUUUAGUUUAUAAAGACAUUCAUCUGGCCCUCAGCAGUUUGCCAAGAACACCCCAUGUCAUUUCUCGUUGAUCCCAGGCCCCAUCCUGGCUGGGGACGGGAGCAGCAAGCCGUCAGCCCUCGAGGGAGCAGCAGCCCCCAGAACCCCAGGCCUGAGCCCUACCCCCAGCUCAGCCUCUCCUCUGGGCUCUGGUCCGGGUCCCCUUGGGGCCACAGAGAGGAAGCCCAAGGUCCUGGAGCAGGCCUACCUGGGGUCAGCCGGGAGCCUUCUCUUCCUGUGUUCAAGCCUCUGGGCCUAUGCCCGCCUCUCGUGAGCCUCCGAGAUGCCCCCUGCCCUCAGUUUCCCUCCUCGCCCUGCCUCUGCCUCCCUCUCCAGCCACAGCCUCUGGUACCAGCUCUAGCAAUACCGCCAGAAUAGAGCUCCCCACCCCCCAGACCUGCAGUUUCAUGCCGCUGUGCCUUUGCUCAUGCUGUCUCUUCAGACUGGAAUGCCUUUCCCCUGCUCCUCCGGCCUUGUCUGCCUGGCAAACACCCAUUCAUUCACCUCUCACAAUCCCCCUCAAAGGCCCCCUCCUCCAGGAAGACAACCCCGUGCCCCCCCACCCUCCAGGCUACCUCUGCUCUUUGUAAAUGCUUCUCUCGUGGCACUUCUCACACUGUAUUUUACUUGUUUACAUGUUUGUCUCCCCUUCUAGACUGUGAACCCUUCAGGGCAUGGACUGUAUCUUAUGCAUCUCUGUAACUCUGCGCCUAGCACGGUGCCUGGCACGCAGUAGGCGCUCAAUAAAUCUUGAAUGAAGAAUUUAA
Molecule: messenger RNA, 3382 nt
Organism: Canis lupus familiaris (dog)
Lineage: Eukaryota; Metazoa; Chordata; Mammalia; Carnivora; Canidae
Gene: PNKD
Product: PNKD metallo-beta-lactamase domain containing
Exons: 10
Coding region: 706-1650 (314 amino acids)
Cellular component (GO): mitochondrion
Molecular function (GO): hydroxyacylglutathione hydrolase activity
Source: RefSeq, a predicted model, not a curated record